GCCUGUGUGCGUGUGUGUUUUGAGGAACGCCCAGCGUCCACGUAAAGAGGAAGGGCUACGAGUCUUUCCAAAAUGGCGACGACCAUAGAGAGUAGCAAUGCUGGAGCGGCGAGCAAGAAAAAACACCUCGGAAUCCCCGAAGCGAUAUUUGUGGAGGAUGUGGAUUCCUUUAUGAAGCAGCCUGGCAAUGACACAGCAGAUGCUGUACUGAGGAAACUCGAUGAACAGUAUCAGAAGUAUAAAUACAUGGAACUCAACCUGGCUCAGAAGAAACUGAGGUUGAAAAGUCAGAUCCCACAAAUCAAGCAAACAUUAGAAAUCUUACGGCACAUGCAGAAGAAAAAGGACACUACAGAUCCAAUGGAGACACACUUCCUCUUGGCUGAUAAUGUGUACUGUAAGGCCUCUGUCCCACCCACAGAUAAAGUGUGUUUGUGGCUUGGGGCAAACGUAAUGUUGGAGUAUGAUAUAGAUGAAGCUCAGUCGCUUUUGGAGAAGAACCUCGCCACAGCCUCCCGGAACUUGGAGUCCCUAGAAGAGGACCUGGAUUUCCUUCGAGACCAGUUCACAACCACUGAAGUCAAUAUGGCGCGUGUCUAUAACUGGGACGUCAAGAGGAGGAGCAAAGACAACCUCCUUAAAUCAGCUGAGAGGUCUUAGAAGAGGGGCAUUGUUUGGCCCUGUCCCCCAACAUCCCAAAUUUCUCCCCUGUUAGUAAAACCACCCCAUGUGUCUACCUGCCUCCACACUGUUAUCUAUUGAUUUGUUACUUUUUAAAGUAUUUUUUCAAGUAAAAAGGAAAAAGAAAUCAAACAAAAGUCACAGCGGCGGUUUUCUUUUGUAUUCUAUUUAGUAUAAUUAAUAAUAGUUUUUGCUUCACACAAUAUUUUACCAGGUUUUUCCACUGUCCUCUGAUUUUCACUGAUGUUUGGCUGGUAAGAGCUACUGUUCACGAUGCUGAGUAUUCACAGAGCUCUUUGUGGGAGUCGCGUACUGCUCGUUGAAAUAUCUGGACGAUUCAGUAUGUGAGGAGAGGAUGAACGCUGAGGGCGAGUGUUUUGAAGGGACUUUGUUCAUUGGUCGACCUUCCAGUCUAUCCUAACUCCUUCCCCUCGCUCCUUGUCUUUCUCCUUCUCUCUCACUCCCUCUUUCUCUGCAGCUCUCACCUCCUCUGAAGCCUGCUGUUUUUCCUGGACUUUGUUUUUUUUUCCUACUGUCUCUCAUCUGUAUUUAUUUGUCACAUUGAAUCCAUUAAAUACUGAAUGAGCAACUCAAUGAAGCUUUUGAGGAAAGACACAAAAUGAAUAAGACAGUCUGUUUUUCUGUUAUUAUAAUACUGAAGGAGGGUUAUGAUGGAAUCGGGUGGCUUUUCAAGGUAGUAAUUAUAACUUUCAUGCAGCUUCCUCUAGCACAAUACAGGUGGUGCUAGGGCUCGGUAUUGUGAUUUGUUUUUUUUGUUUUUUUUUGAUACUCAUACCUUGACUCCAAUACCAAUUUCUGACUAUUUUUUAAGAGUACUUUGUUUUAAUUAUAGUCUGUCUAGUCAAGAAGCACUUACCUUAAUGGCUUUUAUGCAAUGUGUAGUUUAGACAACCACUCAGUACACUUGAGUGUUAUUAGCUCACAAAUACAUAUUAGACUGACUAAUUGGGCAUGAAAUGACAUGAGUAUUAGAGUAAUUCAAAGUGAGGAUACUCGUUAUCAGAAUGGUAUCAGUAUACUUGGAGGAAAUACUUGUGUUUCAUUCAUUUUUAUUUACAACUAUUAUUAAAAAAUGGCAAAUGUG
Molecule: messenger RNA, 1786 nt
Organism: Pygocentrus nattereri (red-bellied piranha)
Lineage: Eukaryota; Metazoa; Chordata; Actinopteri; Characiformes; Serrasalmidae
Gene: vbp1
Product: von Hippel-Lindau binding protein 1
Exons: 6
Coding region: 73-660 (195 amino acids)
Biological process (GO): tubulin complex assembly; microtubule-based process; protein folding
Cellular component (GO): prefoldin complex; cytoplasm
Molecular function (GO): tubulin binding
Source: RefSeq, a predicted model, not a curated record